UUACAAAUUGACUAUCGUUCCUAAACUUGCCUUAUCUAUAGGUUAUAUCAUGUCAGAACUGGCUUAUACGUAUGUAAUUUUAAAUUAUUUCAAAUCAAGGUAAGAAUGCACCUACUCAGAUAAAAUAGGAAGUAACCUUAAAAUUUAGGUUACAACGGACAUAAAACAUAACUGACAGUUAACCUAAAACUUUGGUUUGACAUUUUGCCGAAAAUGUAAAUAUUGCCUUGCAUCAAACUUCACGACGUAGAAGCUGACAUCUGUCAUUUGAUUUUGUCGACGAGACCGCACGCCAAAAUUCCUCAAAAUUAUCAGUAAAGGCGAAAAAUGCUAUCGGUAUCAUGAGCUGCAACUGUCCGACUUGCUGUCUGAAACAGAUGGGCUGCUGUCCGGCCCCGGACCCGUGCGGCGGGUGCAACAACUGCUGCGGCGGCGACGCCGAAUGCUCGGAUUGCGAUUACGUGAAGGCCCGACUGACGAUCGCCUGGCUGGCGGAGACGCCCGACUGCCAGUGCCCGCGCACCUGCGGCUACCAGCUGGAGUUUUGCGAGAAGCCUUGCUGCGUCAAGAAGAUCAUCAAGCAGCUGACCGACUGGUUGAACUGCCCGCCGGUGGACGAGGAGGACGAGUGCGGACCUUGCUCGCCUUGCGGACCGUGUCCGCCGUCGCCGUGCGGACCGUGUCCGCCGUCGCCUUGCGGCCCUUGUCCGCCGUCGCCAUGCGGACCGUGUCCGCCAUCACCUUGCAGGCCUUGUCCGUCGCCAUGUUCACCGUCCCCUUGCAAGCCGCGCCCCUGCUCCCCUUGCAAGCCCCGACAGUGCUCCCCUUGCUCCCCCUGUAAACCGCGGCCGUGCUCCCCUUGCUCCCCCUGUAAACCGCGGCCGUGCUCCCCUUGCUCCCCUUGCCCUCCGAAACCUUGCCCGAAACCGUGUUGCUACAAGCCGUCCUGUUCCCCCUGUCCGCCCUCCCCCAACUGCCGUCACUGUCCCACGUGCUCGUGCUGUCCCAAACCCUGCGGUCCCCCUUCUUGCGGCAAAAAACCGUGUUGUAGGGGCACCCGGCCCAAAGUAAAAAAAACGCCGACCAACAGUUUGCUGUUUUGCACAAACAACGAUUCCUGCUCCCCCUGUUCGCCGUGUCCAAAACCAAAAUGCAAGCCAAAACGAUGUUAAGUUGUCCCAUAAAGAAACGUGCCCGUCCCAAUUGCAACUCAAGUUGUAAAGUGAUAUUUUUUAAUAAAAAUAAGAAUCAACAAAAAUCAACCAAAUAUUAUUAGGUUACUCGUUUAUUUAAUUGUCAAUUUUAACCUUAAAAAAUUACACUUUCGGUUAAUAAAGCCACGUCACAAUCCACACAACCAUAGCCCACUAAUUAACCUUAAAAUUGACAUUUGACAGCCCUGAUAGAAUAAGGUAUAUUUUUUACAAAAGAGGAGUAAAAUGGUUGCCCUUGGCACUUUAAGACCUCUUUUAAGGAUUACAAGUGCCUCUCUAAUAAACACAACGUUAAAAACGAUUAUUUAUCUGUAUAAACCGCACAAACCCGAAGCACAAGAAUUGCAAACAACAUAAAAAUGGCCGCCGUUAGAGUCUG
Molecule: messenger RNA, 1593 nt
Organism: Brassicogethes aeneus
Lineage: Eukaryota; Metazoa; Arthropoda; Insecta; Coleoptera; Nitidulidae
Source: the annotation of a GenBank genome assembly